AUGGGACAAAUAAGAGAUUAUGAUCAUUUAUUCAAGGUUUUAAUUAUUGGGGAUUCUGAGGUUGGUAAAACUAGUUUUUCAGAUUAUUAUUGCACAGGUAUUUUUUCUAAAGAAUAUAAUCCAACCCAAGACCUAACAUAUGAAUUUAAAGAAUCAGUUGUUAUUAAUGGUAAAAUUAUUAGCAUUAAAUUAUUUGAUUUACCAAACCUCCUAACAUCUAGGGAGUUUAGUCGAACUGGGAGCUCAUGGACUCCUCAUCGUAUAAUGGUAAUGUAUGAUGUCAACAAUCUAGAGUCAUUCCAAAAUGUUAAAUUUUAUUUAAGUGAAAUUCGGAGACAUGCAUGCGAAGAUGUUUAUAUAAUGAUAGUUGGUUCAAAAAUAGACAUAUCAGAAACCAACAAUCCAAAAUUUUUCGGUGACAAUAUAAGAAAAGUGACUUUUGAAGACGGUGCAAAUUUAGCAAUAACUUAUAAUAUCGAUUUUAAUGAAUGCUCAACAAAAUACAAUAUUAAUAUUGAUCAAAUUAUGAUCAAGUUUAUAGAUAAAAUAAAUGAAAUUUUUUUCGAAAAUGAAGAAAAAGAAAUGAAGCUAUCUGAUUUAGAAUUAAAAAAGAAAGUCUGUAAUAUAAAUUAA
Messenger RNA from Dictyostelium purpureum, 633 nucleotides. RefSeq lists its product as uncharacterized. The transcript has a single exon. The record is from RefSeq and is a predicted model, not a curated record. Gene Ontology annotation, molecular function: GTPase activity; GTP binding. Bases 1 to 633 code for a protein of 210 amino acids. NCBI's taxonomy places the organism in Eukaryota, Evosea, Eumycetozoa, Dictyosteliales, Dictyosteliaceae.